CGUGAGCAAUAUUUGCAGCCUCGAACUUCCUUUUGGGUUGAGCAUUAGCAAAUGCCCUACAUCCUGUGCAUAUGGAAAAAAGUAUAUAAAUACAAUUGGCUAGGUGUGCUCUUGUAGAAGCCAUUUGGUUGCCAUCUUUUCUUUCAAAUUAUGGAAGAUACUUACUCAAAAAUAUUUACUGUGUACCUCCCGGUGGUGGUUGCGUUGUACUACUUGUCUACUUUUCUACUUCCUCCUUCAAAUUUCCCCAAGAAUAUUCCUACCAUCCCCUUUUAUGUUUCUUUCUUAGGAACUUAUACCCCGUUAGAUCAACAGGAUAUAUACAAUAUCUACCUUCGAGAGAAGUUAGAAAAGUACGGAGCAGUCAAAAUUUAUUUUGCGUCCAGGUGGAAUAUUUUAGUUUCAAAGCCGGAGUAUUUGCAACAGGUUUUCAAGGAUGAAGAUAUUUUUGCCAAAAGUGGAAAUCAUAUUAAGAUUCCAAGCUCAGUCUUGGCAGCAUAUACUGGAGACAAUAUUAUCAGUGCUCAUGGUACUACUUGGAAGUUGUAUAGAGAUAUUUUGACAUCAGCCAUUCAGUUUCCGAACCUUGAGCCCAUAGCCAAAAAUUCAGAACGGUUUGUAAAUUUGGUGGAGCAAAAUAUUGCUCAUCAUGGCAGUUCAUUGCAGAUAGGUGAUAUGGUACAGCGCUUGGCUUUGCAAAACAUUGGUGAUUCCAUGUUGGGUUUAAAUCUUAAGCUCUUCGAACAAACUAAUCCUAUCAUCCACCUGAAAUUAAAGUUAGUCAAGUCGCAAAUCUUUAAACCCUUGUUCCUAAACUUUCCUUAUUUAGACACCUUUCCUAUUCCUAGCAGAGUUAAAGCGAGGAAGUCAGUUGUUGAGUUCAGGGACUAUUUCUGUAAUUUGAUUACCAGCUCUCAUACUCAACAAAGUACCUCUGGGACUGUGAGUUAUAAGUUGGUAACAGCAUUGAAAGAAGGUAAAAUAACCGAGAAACAAUUCCAUGACAAUGCUAUGAUUGUUAUGAUUGCCGGACAUGAAAACCCACAACUACUUUUGAGCUCUUUGUUCUAUGUCCUAGCCAAGAAUCCUACAGUCCAAGAAACCCUAAGGGCUAAGCUACAGGAACCAGAAGUGGCUCUUGACAACAUUGCUUACUUGAAUGCCGUGAUAUAUGAAACUUUACGGAUGUACCCACCAUUGGGACAAAUCAUCAAUAGAUGUACUACCCAAGAUGUGUUAUUGGGAAGGAAUAUUAGAAUACCCAAAGGAACCUACGUCGGGUACAAUAAUUUUGCAACCGGGCGAGACAGAACCGUUUGGGAAAAUGCAGAUAAUUUUGUUCCUGAGAGGUGGGGGACAAGUGUAGAAGAGGUCAGUAGGAAUUAUUCAAGGGCCAAAAGCAAUGCAACAUUACCAGCGUUUCAUGGGCGAAAGAGAGCAUGUCUUGGAGAAAGAUUUGCAUUAUUCGAGACAAAGCAAUGUCUACAAAAAUUGUUAAAAUCUUACCGCUUGGAACUUGAUGCUAAUUGGGUGGACAAAAUAACCCCAGGUGGGCCAGUAUCACCAAGGCUACUAUCAAUAAAGUUUACGGAAAUUACAUAG
Yamadazyma tenuis ATCC 10573 is the source of this 1602-nucleotide messenger RNA. It is a transcript of the gene DIT2, whose product is annotated as putative cytochrome. Gene Ontology annotation, molecular function: monooxygenase activity; oxidoreductase activity, acting on paired donors, with incorporation or reduction of molecular oxygen; heme binding. Lineage: Eukaryota; Fungi; Ascomycota; Pichiomycetes; Serinales; Debaryomycetaceae. The record is from RefSeq and is a predicted model, not a curated record.